Messenger RNA from Symbiodinium sp. CCMP2456, 330 nucleotides. NCBI's taxonomy places the organism in Eukaryota, Dinophyceae, Suessiales, Symbiodiniaceae. The record is from the annotation of a GenBank genome assembly.
GUCUAUGAGGUCGAAGUGGUCUUCAGGAGCAUCCUCGACAAGAACAGCGACGGGGGUCUUCUGAAAGGUGGCCGUCGCUUCCCCGAGCCAGCAGGUGGAGUUCUCUACAGCGGCCCCCGCCUGACUCUAUCAGCUGUCAGCGCUGGUUGUGCCGCCGCUUCGCAGACUCUUGAGCCGAGGUGGAUCCCCCCGGCUGCCUACCGAAGACGCCGUGGAUGCCAGAAAACGCGUGGCAUUCUCCAACUGAGCUUUGAGGUGUUGGUGGCAUCGGAACCGUCAUGUCUAGCAAUGACGAGAGGGUUACCAAGACAGAUGCCUGGAUCAAAGUAG